GCACAAAAAGAACACCGGCUGAUGCGCGCAUCUCAUCCGCCUGUUCCCCGUGCACUCUGAGAAUAUCCACGGAAAUAAAAGGAAUGAUUCGCUGACGGUUCCGGCUCCGACUUCCUCGUGUGGGUUCAGAUCCGAAGCGGAGCGCGGUGAUUCAUGGCUGCGCUACUCCGAUUGCGGUGGGCGAAGCUCCACGAUGGGUCCCUGGUGCGCGAAUCCCUCAAACUUGCCGUGGCUCAUAAGUCCAAACUUGCUGUCAAGAAACUGCCGCCGGAUUUCGCACUGGAGCACUUCGACGCUUUCUACCCGAGAGUUUUCGGAGCAACGGAAUGGAGGUCGAUACGCCUGGCUCUGCUGAGUCAAAAAAAGUACUGCGCUGUAAUAAACCCCUUUGCCGAGUCGUCCGAGCUGCACGAGUCAAUGAAAAAUCUGGGUGCGGAGAGGAUUGUCGCGGCGCCACCUGCGUCCAAGGGUUACGAGGAGCCUGAGGUGAACAAGGCGGAAAUCCCGAAGCAUAUUCCCAUGAUUGAAGAGCAGCUUCCGCAAGAGUUCUUAGACUCUUCGAGAGUCAUCAAGAAAGGGCACAGUGAACCUUUGCUCAGUUUCGUUCCUGCGACUGAAAUGGUUUACCAAGAAGAUGUAGUUCAUGAAGAAGACUACUUCAAUUUCCUGAAACCUGAGGCUGAGAUCAUGAUGAAAACUCACAAACCGAUCCCGUUCCCACCUCUCAGCGUUUACGUCUAUCCCGCUUGCUGUGUGUGGGAUUUCCCCCCACCACAGGAAAACGGGACAGGGAUAUUCAAUUACUAUUUGAUGGACGCAGCGUCGCUUUUCCCCGUGAUGGCCUUGGACAUACAAGAGGGGGACAACUUCGCUGAUUUUUGUGCCGCUCCCGGGGGCAAAACGCUCGCUGUCGCAUUCUUGGAGAAAACAGGCUCUCAUCUGUGCACUGAUGAAUCUCCGAGUCGGGUCCAGCGGCUACGUCGUAGCAUCACGUCAUAUCUCCCAGAAGAGCUGCGGAAAUCAAUCGCCGUCAAGCACAUUGAUAUGACUCGGAUGUCGGAUGAUAUUCUAUACGAUAAGAUUUUGGUUGAUGUACCGUGCACAAACGAUCGCCAUUCGCUUUUCGAGGAAGAUAAUAAUAUUUUCAGAGGGACUCGAAUACAGGAACGGCUACACCUUCCGCAAACUCAGUCGGCGAUUUUGAAGCAAGCUCUCCGGAAAUUGAGGGUUGGAGGAGCUCUGGUUUACUCUACGUGUUCGUUGUCUCCGAUUCAGAACGAUUCCGUCGUGCACAUGAGUGUACAGAGCUUCAAAACUAUGAAGUUCGUCGUCACGAAUCUCGGACCGUCCUUCGAACCUCUGCGGACGUAUUUCCAGCUGCACAAGUGUCGAUACGGCCAGCUCGUCCUUCCUUAUCUUCCGAACAACUUUGGUCCUAUGUACAUAAGUCGAAUCGAUCGAAUCCAGUGA
This is a messenger RNA of Galendromus occidentalis (western predatory mite), 1470 nucleotides long. RefSeq names its product 5-methylcytosine rRNA methyltransferase l(2)10685. The transcript is spliced from 7 exons. Gene Ontology annotation, cellular component: mitochondrial large ribosomal subunit. The record is from RefSeq and is a predicted model, not a curated record. Gene Ontology annotation, molecular function: RNA methyltransferase activity. The coding region runs from base 154 to 1470 and encodes 438 amino acids. NCBI's taxonomy places the organism in Eukaryota, Metazoa, Arthropoda, Arachnida, Mesostigmata, Phytoseiidae. Gene Ontology annotation, biological process: rRNA methylation.